Molecule: messenger RNA, 1072 nt
Organism: Loxodonta africana (African savanna elephant)
Lineage: Eukaryota; Metazoa; Chordata; Mammalia; Proboscidea; Elephantidae
Gene: PDC
Product: phosducin
Exons: 3
Coding region: 19-759 (246 amino acids)
Biological process (GO): regulation of G protein-coupled receptor signaling pathway
Cellular component (GO): photoreceptor outer segment
Source: RefSeq, a predicted model, not a curated record
UCAAAUCCAAUCCCUAAAAUGGAAGAAGCCAAAAGCCAAAGUUUGGAAGAGGACUUUGAAGGACAAGCCACACAUACAGGACCCAAAGGAGUAAUAAAUGAUUGGAGAAAGUUUAAAUUAGAGAGUGAAGAUAGUAAUUCGAUCCCUCCUAACAAGAAGGAGAUUCUCAGGCAAAUGUCUUCUCCUCAGAGUAGAGAUGACAAAGACUCCAAAGAAAGAUUCAGCAGAAAGAUGAGCAUUCAAGAAUACGAACUAAUCCAUCAAGACAAAGAGGAUGAAAACUGCCUUCGUAAAUACCGUAGACAGUGCAUGCAGGACAUGCACCAGAAGCUGAGUUUUGGACCUAGAUAUGGGUUUGUAUAUGAGCUGGAAACUGGGGAGCAAUUCCUGGAAACCAUUGAAAAGGAGCAGAAGAUCACCACAAUUGUCGUUCACAUUUAUGAAGAUGGCAUCAAGGGCUGCGAUGCUCUAAACAGUAGCUUAACGUGCCUUGCCAUUGAAUACCCUAUGGUCAAGUUUUGUAAAAUAAAAGCCUCUAAUACAGGCGCUGGUGACCGCUUUUCCACAGAUGUACUCCCCACGUUGCUGGUCUACAAAGGUGGGGAACUCAUAAGCAACUUCAUUAGUGUUGCUGAACAGUUUGCUGAGGAAUUUUUUGCUGGAGACGUGGAGUCUUUCCUCAAUGAAUAUGGGUUACUACCUGAAAGAGAGAUACAUGGCCUGGAGCAGGUCAACAUGGAAGAUGAGGAUACUGAAUAAGGAUUUACUACACCAAUAUCCCGUAUUUCUCUUUUACACAUUGAAAGUUGAUUUUGGUAGUAUCCAUAUUCCUUUAGGGAAGAUCAAGUAUAGCCAUGGCUAUUAUAAUUUGGGGGGGAAAAAAAAAAUCAACACUAAAAUUAUAUUAUUAGCAUUUCUUAGUUAUGUUUAAUUGAUAUAACAUUUUACUACAUAAACACUGUAGUCUUCAGCAAUAUUGUUAGUAGACAAUAUAAAAAAAUUUUUUUAAUAUUUUUUUUUCUAGUGCCAUCGAUUAAUUGAUAUAACAUUUUACUACAUAAACACUGUAGUC